This is a messenger RNA of Betta splendens (Siamese fighting fish), 3326 nucleotides long. Its product is annotated as ankyrin repeat domain-containing protein 34A. Gene Ontology annotation, molecular function: protein binding. NCBI's taxonomy places the organism in Eukaryota, Metazoa, Chordata, Actinopteri, Anabantiformes, Osphronemidae. The record is from RefSeq and is a predicted model, not a curated record. The transcript has 2 exons. The coding region runs from base 408 to 1994 and encodes 528 amino acids.
CACUGAAUGUUCAGGGUCCAAAUGGCUUUAAUGGUCAAAUGAUAUCAGCAGGCUGAAAUUACUUUACAGUGUAUUACAGUAUUUUCACCACUAGUAAAAGAAGACAGCACGUUUUACUGCAGUAACUGCAGGACGUUUAGUGGUGAUCUAGUGUUUUAUAAGUCUGUGGACUGUAAGGGUUAAACAAGGGGGGGCUUCCGUCGGAGCAGCUCUGACUCUGAGGAAGAAGAAGAGGAGGAGAAGCAGCUCAAUCAGUCCGUCAGAAGGCAGUGGGUGCCGUCGUUAAAGGGGAGAAAGGAUGAAGAAGAUGCUCCAGCUCAGCGGUCAUCCGGCUUCUCGUGGAAGAUGGACAGUAAGCACUAAAGCAGCUUGUGGAGGUCAGGGGGUCUGAGGGGACGGGAGUGAUCAUGGGAGAUGGAGGACCCCUGCAGACUGAGGGGAACGCCCUCCUCAAAGCCGUCUUCCAGGGGAAGCUCAGACUGACCCGCCUGCUACUAGAAGGCGGCGCCUACAUCAACGAGGGCAACGAGCGCGGAGAGACCCCCGUCUCUGCGGCCUGCCUCGCGGCGUAUGACGACCCGCAGACCCGGCAAAGGAUGGUCAGGUACCUGCUGGAGAAAGGUGCUGACCCAAACAUCCCGGACAAGAGCGGCAGGACUGCGCUGAUGCACGCCUGCGCGGAGCGAGCGGGGAAGGAGGUGAUCGCCCUGCUGCUGGAGAACGGCGCUGACCCCAGCCUCAAGGACUACGCUGGCUCCUCGGCGCUGGUCCAUGCCAUCAACAAGGGGGACCGCGACACCUUGCAGGUCCUGCUGGACGCCUGCAAGGCCAAAGGCAAGGAGGUGAUCAUAAUCACCACUGACACGUCUCCGUCCGGCACCAAGAAGACCAAACAGUACCUCAACUCGCCCCCCUCUCCAGGUAUUGUGGAUAAGCUGUCCCCGGCCUGCAUGUCUCCUUCUGAUGUGGAGAUCGGGACGUCGUCGCCGGCGGGAGAGAGGAGCCAGGCUGCUGAGGGGAUCUUCAGCUUCGCUCUCACCUCAGCGUUACCUUUACCUUCAGCUCGGCCUCCAGGAGAAAAGAGACCUCCCCCACGCAAACUGCUGAAGAGGCUGAAUUCGGAGCCCUGGGGCCUGGUGGCGCCAUCGGCGCUCGUUCCUCAGGACCGGGUGGAUGGCGGUCUGGAGGAGGAGGGUGGCUGUGACAUUAACAGGACAAUCACUGACAUUAAUGGCUUGACCAUCACGGAACCCGGCAGACCUCUGUUGUCACGGCGACACAGCAUUGAGACCCACGACCCCUGCUCUCCUAAGCCCAUUGACCGCUCAUGCUCCGAGGACUGCGCAGCCCUCUGUGGUUCCUGGGCCGACAAAGUCCAGCAGCACCAGAUUCUGUACCGUCGGAACACAGCACCAGAGUCCCAGGAGAACGCUGGCGGCUCCGGAGCAGGUCGGGUUCUGGCUCACCCCAAAUUGACCCGGAUGGAGCACUAUGAGUCAGAUACCCACCUGUGUCCAGAGUCCAUCCCAGGAUCCCCAGACUCCGGUCGGGUGUCUGUGGAGCGGAGGAGGUACAAUGCCUCCCCCCUUUCUCUGGUCACCAGCUCCUCCAGAGAGUCACUGGAGAACAUCCCCAACUCCGUGUCCCCCAUCACAAUGCGACGGCGGCCCCCUGGCCUCCUGGAGCGCCGAGGCUCCGGAACCCUUCUGCUAGACCACAUCUCCCACACCAGGCCUGGCUUCCUACCUCCGCUGAACGUCAACCCCCAGAGACCCAUACCUGACAUCCGAGCUAAUGGCAAAGCUACUUCCCCAGUCCAUUGUGGGCACAAGAUGCUGGUCCCAGUGGCCCCCGCCUCCCCCAAACGAGGCCCAGACUUUAAGAUGAAGAAGAAGCUGAUGAGGAGGCAUUCCAUGCAAACUGAACAGAUGAAGCAGCUCUCUACCUUUCAGGAGAUACUAGCUGAGAAGGUCAUCGAGUCCGGUGGGGAUUGAUGAUGGGGGGUUGAAGCAAAGAUGACGGGUAGCAGCAGAGACACGUGGAUUUAAUGUGAAGAAAUGCUUCCUGGAGGGCAGUGCCUACAAGGAUGCUUGUUAUUGGAACAAGUUGCAGCGAAUCACAUUUACAAAGUAUCAACGUGGCAGGAAAUUGACCUCGACAUUUCACUACAUUUGUCAAAUGAUUGUGAACAUUUCUGUUAGACUUGUCGGUGCUGCUCCCUCAGCUUCUUUUUAUCGUCUCUGCUGAUGCUUCCUGGUUUGAUGAACUGAUAAAGUCUAUAAUGAAAUAAUUGUUCCGUGUUUACAGAUGCAGAAUUUGCACCAUGUCUUUUUCUUCUUGUGACGAUGAAAAAACAAACUUUGUGUUCGGAUAACACUGAAAUGUCACAAUUCAACCCUCACCCUCCAAUAAUGAACGUUAAUUUAAUGAAUAACUACCUACUGCGCUGUAUGUACUGUAAUUAUCUACACACUAGUCAAUAUAACAGUUGGUAUUUGUGUGACAAUGAACCAUUUUUAUUAUCCGGCUCAGAGUCAAAUCAAAUGUUCAAUUACUGUUCAUGAAAUCCCAAAGACGUCAUGUGAAUGAUUUCAAGACUGUAAAUACUGUAACGAUGCAUCUAGAACGUCUGACUGAACACGAUGAGGCUUCGAGGGAGAACAAUCUCACACUGACCGGCAGGUUCACACCAGAAGGUGGACGUUAGUUAAGUCCAGAGUCCAGUUUACAGAUGUGUUGAGUUCAUUUUCUAGUUCAGAUUCUGGAUGAAAAGGAGAAUUAAUAGAUCCCAGUUCAACGACACAAUGCUUGAAUCCUGUUAUAUCACGGAUAUUAAAUAUAUUGUGUUCAUGAUAUUCAUACUGUGUAGAUCCAAGCUGAGCAGUAUGUUCAUGUAGCUGUUGCUAGUGUGUAGAUGUACGUCAGCUCUUGUUUACAAGAGUCCUAAAGAAGUGAGAUGCAUGUAAACAAACACCUCGUGGUUCUUGGUCUGAACACACAUGAAGCUGAUGAAAUGUGGAAGUGUUCAGUGCCCGUGAUCUGAUCCGAAGGUCUGAGACCACGCCUCCUGUUACAGAAAUGUUGACUGUUACUGACUUGAGCUGAAUGUGUGAACUGGUUCUGGUUCAGGGUCAGUCUGGAUUCAACUGUGCAGAUGAGAGUGGACUGAGAUGGGCCUUGUUGGGGAUACUUGAAGUUUAAACAGAGUAUUUUUGUAAGCCUGUCAUCUGAUACUGUCUCUAAUGAAUCUGUGAUCUAUUUUUCUUUGUUUAUUUCAACUGUAACAAACCGUGGAAUAAAACCAUGUUUCAUGUUCAACAGCCAAA